CAAUGAUUCAAACAAAUGUCAUUCGGACAUAAUAUACCUAAAUGACACUAUUGACAACUAUUUUAAAAAGUAACUUUCGUUUCCCUCAUUUUUGCUUUUUUUGUUGUCCUGUGGCUGUAAAUUUGUAUUAAAUAAAGUGUUUUGCUUUGUGUGUAGACGAAAAAUUUAAUCGCCACAUAAAACUGAACUAGUUCCCCUGAAUAUUGUAUAUUAUUAUUACUCACCUUUUUGCGCGGGAAUCGGGGGUUAUAGAGUGUAAUGAAAUUGGAUUUAACAACGUCUGGAAAAUGACUGAUGCACUGUGCCAUUUAGUUGUAGAUGGAAAUGAGGUCUUGGAAUUUAAACUGGUGCGAGAAAUUGAAGAUCUAGAAAAUGACGAAACAAGUUUCGGUCCCGAGAUGUGUCAUCAGGUUUUCGGUGAAAACGAAAACAUAUUUGGGUACACGGACUUGCACAUAAAACUUUUUUAUAGUGCAGGUAGUCUUCAGACAUAUCUUGGGAUUGAGUACACAGAAAAGAUUGAACCUAACAAAUCUGAGGGUAUGAAGGCAGAUGAUGUUGAAGGGGCUCUAACUAAAGUGAUUGCACCGGGAUUUACCACUAAUUUGGACCACUUUGUUUCUAAGCUAAAGAAAGAUGAAACAUUUGUUCCCUAUGGAAAGUUGAUACAUGCAUUUCAAGCUACACCAUCUGAUGGUGGUGAUAAAAGAUCUUUUGAAGUAUAUUACAGUGAAACAUCUACCAGUGGUUUUCUAGAUUACCAUCAGAGGUUACAGACCUUCUUGCUGUGGUAUAUUGAUGCAGCAUCCUUUAUUGAUGUUGAUGAUGAUCAGUGGACAUUUUUCACUGUAUAUGAGAAGUUUCAAUCUAGUGAGGGUGGUACCAGGUAUGCUACUGCUGCUUAUGCCACUGUGUAUCGCUACUAUGCGUACCCGCGUCAUUCCCGCCCCCGUAUCUCUCAAGUUCUCACUCUGCCACCAUUCAGGAAGCUUGGCAUCUGUGCAAACCUUUUAGAGGCAAUUUAUGCAAACUUCAUGAUUCAACCAGACGUAGUAGAUAUUACCGUGGAAGACCCAUCACAGGAUUUCCAGAGGAUUAGAGACUAUGUUGACGCCGCAAGUUGCGAAAACCUUCCUGCUUUUCACCCUUCAAAACUUGUACAAGGUUUCUCUCAAGAUAUGGCUGUCCAAGCUUGUAAUAAAUUUAAAAUUAAUAAGAAGCAAGCUCGUCGCAUAUAUGAGAUACUUCGCUUGAAGAACACAAACACAUCAGAUAAGACUGCAUACUUGAACUACAGGCUUGAAGUAAAAAAUAGACUGAAUGCGCCGUUCCAGAAAAAGAAAUUAGAAAUGAAAAAACUGCAAAAAGUAUUAAAGCCUGAAGAAUAUGCAGCUACAAUAAGCGCAACGGGACUGAGUGAGACCCAUGGGCGUCUUGCCAGUCAGUACCUUGCACUCGAACAAGAGUACAGACGCGUCAUUAACAGGAUGGAGCGAAAUUAUUUAUAAACCACAGGAUGAAACACCGACAUUUUCAUACACUUCUAAUAGAGUUUAAUCCUUGACUUGCUUACUCUAUUUGUGAUGGUCAAGAGGGUUUUUGGUGUCCUUAGUCGUAAUUUUAUUAUAAUUACUUAUACCAGUACUAAAAUAAUUACGAAUUAACGCCACUCUAUUGAAAUAAAACUUAACAAUGUUAACAAAGACUUGGUCUUGCUCAGUUUUAUGGUUCUAGUUUGUAUUGAAUUUGAAUUUACUCUUUUAAAUUAUUAUUAUUAUUGUACCGUUUGUCAGGUUAAACAGCUGAUCUCAGAUUGUGUCUUUGAUGCCUUGUUUAAUGAACACAUUACCUACGAGAUCAUACUUAUUGUUAGUGAGUAUUUAAGAUAUAUUAGUGUUAGGCCAACAUUCAUAGGAUGGUGACUAAGCUCUUGUUACACCUGGUUCUAAACCAAUUUGUAAAUGAAGGUGUUUUGUUAAAAGUUCAAGAGUGUACUGGAAAACAAUUUUAAAUGUUUAUUGUGUGCCUUAAGAACAUAACACACCUAAUCGUAACUUCGUUGUUUAGGUGUGAGUAAUGUGUUAAUUCUUUCGGUUGUCAAUAUAAUGAUUAUCGUCUUAUUCAGGACCUAAUUCUGCUGAAAUUGUUUUUGUUAUUAAAGUUUGAAUGUAAUUUUUCGUAAUAAAACUCGAUUUGAAAGUAA
Messenger RNA from Spodoptera exigua (beet armyworm), 2203 nucleotides. The record is from the annotation of a GenBank genome assembly. NCBI's taxonomy places the organism in Eukaryota, Metazoa, Arthropoda, Insecta, Lepidoptera, Noctuidae.